UUGCAUAUCCUCCCGCCGCUAUUGAUUGUUGACCACCGACCAAACUCCCUCUCUUAUUCGUGAUUGCGUUCGUAAUUUAGCAAACUCCUUCGAGGUCAAGAUCCCAGAACCGCCACAGAUAUCUGUGUUUCUUUCGGGAACGGAAAUUAAAUUCCUCCGAUGUCUUCCUACGGCAGAUACAGUUCUCAAUCCUAUGCUCCAUCCGCUCCAUCCCUUCCUGAGGAGCCCUCUUAUAAUAAUGCUCCUACGACUAGCGAGGUGCGUCCUAGUUACUACCCCGCACAAGGUCACGGACAGACCACAGCUUCUCCAAGUUAUCAUCAACAUGGGGGUGGUUACCAGCAAAGUUCAUCUGCCCCUUCAAAUUAUCCCUAUGGCAGUAGUUAUGGACAAGGUUCGGCCAACACUACUUAUGCGAACUACUAUCAGGGGAGCGGUUAUGGACAAGUUUCGUCGUCGUCCGGGUAUCCUAGUUUUCCUCCAGGGACGCACCCUGAUGUAAUAAGGAGCUUUCAGGCGGUCGAUAGGGAUCGAAGUGGGUUUAUUGAAGAGAGAGAGUUGCAGCAAGCUCUAUCUUCUGGGUUUCAGAAAUUUGAUCUUCGGACUAUUCGUUUUCUUAUGUUCCUUUUCAAGAAUCCUAAUGACCCUCUCGGAAUUGGGCCCAAAGAAUUUGCAGCUCUCUGGAGUUGCCUUGGUGAUUGGCGAGCCAUAUUUGAGAGAUAUGAUAGAGAUCGGAGUGGGAAAAUUGACCCAUUAGAACUAAGAGAUGCACUAUAUGGUAUUGGCUAUGCAGUACCAGCUUCAGUUCUUCAACUCCUGCUUUCCAAAUACGGUAGUGGAAGUGGUGGAAGAGUUGAACUUGGAUUCGACAGUUUUGUUGAGUGCGGGAUGAUUAUCAAGGGCCUGACUGACAAAUUUAAGGAGAAGGAUACGCGUUAUACUGGUUCAGCGACACUUUCAUAUGACGCCUUCAUGUCUAUGGUUAUUCCUUUCCUCGUGUCAUAUGAUUGAGAAGCUGUGGCGAUAUUCAUUUCAAGGAUUUAUUUGUUUUUGGUGUUACCUUCAAUUCUUUGAUUCAUGAAUUUCCUUGACUAUAAACGUUUGAGGGUGUAAUAAUUUUCCAUACUUUUGUGUAAUAAGCUUCAUGUAAAUAUUAUGCUAAAGCGGAUAUGCAGAUAUGAAUAAUAAAUACUGGUUUAUGUUUAUGUA
This is a messenger RNA of Neltuma alba, 1209 nucleotides long. RefSeq names its product probable calcium-binding protein CML48. Lineage: Eukaryota; Viridiplantae; Streptophyta; Magnoliopsida; Fabales; Fabaceae. The coding region runs from base 160 to 1011 and encodes 283 amino acids. The record is from RefSeq and is a predicted model, not a curated record. Gene Ontology annotation, molecular function: calcium ion binding. The transcript is spliced from 5 exons.